This is a messenger RNA of Apodemus sylvaticus (European woodmouse), 5896 nucleotides long. It is a transcript of the gene Sertad2, whose product is annotated as SERTA domain containing 2. The coding region runs from base 514 to 1461 and encodes 315 amino acids. Lineage: Eukaryota; Metazoa; Chordata; Mammalia; Rodentia; Muridae. The transcript is spliced from 2 exons. Gene Ontology annotation, molecular function: transcription regulator activity. Gene Ontology annotation, cellular component: nucleus. The record is from RefSeq and is a predicted model, not a curated record.
UAUCAAUCCAAUUAAAUGUCUUGAGCGAGCCGAGCGGGCGGUGCUCCCCGCCGCCGGCCGCCCCUGCUCUCGGCGCCCCGCUAUCCAUGGCUGGCUGGCUGUACUCCUCCCGGUGCGCCCUCCUCCCGCAUCUCACCAGCCUCGGCAACUUCCCCUCAGCUAGCCUCUGCCCCCAGGCCGCCACGGCAUGGGCUAGACCCCGAGCCGCUUCUUGCCGUCUCCCGUCCAGUCCGCGCGCGGUCUCGCCCCUUUAGCCCGUCUCGCCCGUCCCCGCCGUUUCCCCGACAGUCAGUCCAUCUCUCGGUCGGCUUUCCUCCGCGGGGCAGCGGUGGAGGACCAGCGGGCUCCGUAGGAGCGGGAGCCCCCACCCCGCUCCUCCUCCCGCUCCUCUGCGCUCCUACUCGUCGGGAUCCCCGUCCCGCACCGAGGGACGCGCCGACCGACGUCCUCUCCCCGCGGCCGUACGACCCGCCCGGGGACUGGACCCGGCGCCCACUUCUUCGCGGAAGAUAUAUGUUGGGUAAAGGAGGAAAACGGAAGUUUGAUGAACAUGAAGAUGGGCUGGAAGGCAAAAUCGUGUCCCCCUCCGACGGUCCAUCCAGGGUGUCUUACACCUUACAGCGCCAGACUAUCUUCAACAUUUCCCUUAUGAAACUGUAUAACCACAGGCCUCUCACAGAGCCCAGCUUGCAGAAGACUGUCUUAAUUAACAACAUGUUGAGGCGGAUCCAGGAGGAACUCAAGCAGGAAGGCAGCCUGAGGCCUGCAUUCACCCCCUCUUCCCAGCCCAGCGACUCACUGAGCGACAGCUACCGGGAGGCCCCGCCUGCCUUCACCCACCUAGCCUCGCCUCCUGCUCACCCCUGUGACCUAGGAAGCACUACACCCUUGGAGGCCUGCCUCACCCCUGCCUCCCUGCUCGAGGACGACGAUGACACUUUUUGCACUUUGCAAGCCGUGCACCCUGCAGCUCCCACCAGACUCCCUUCUCCAGCCCUCCCAGCAGAGAGGGACAGCUUCUCCUCCGCCUUGGAGGAGAUUGAGGAGCUCUGUCCCACAUCUACCUCCACAGAGGCUGCCGAUGCAGCAGCUCCUGAGGCCUCAAAAGGAACCUCCAGUGAGUCCAGUGUCCAGAAAUCUGAGGGGCCCCAGGAAGGCCGCACAGAUGACUCAAGACUCAUGGACUCUCUGCCUGGGAAUUUUGAAAUAACAACAUCCACGGGUUUCCUGACAGAUUUGACCCUGGAUGACAUCUUGUUUGCUGACAUUGAUACAUCCAUGUACGAUUUUGACCCCUGCACUUCUGCAUCGGGGACAGCCUCAAAGAUGGCCCCUGUGUCAGCUGAUGACCUCCUCAAGACCCUGGCUCCGUACAGCAAUCAACCUGUUGCCCCAAGUCAGCCUUUCAAAAUGGAUCUCACGGAGCUGGAUCACAUCAUGGAGGUGCUUGUUGGCUCCUGAGACCUGGGCCCUGUGACUGUGCCCGGCCAGGCCCUGCAGCUGGGGCCCUGUGACUGUGCCCAGCCAGGCCCUGCAGCUGGGCCCUGUGACUGCACCUGGCCAGGCUCUGCAGCUGGGGCCCUGUGACUGCGCCCAGCCAGGCCCUGCACCUUUGCAGCCCCAACAGUUUCUCCGCACUGUGCAUGGACCCUUGCUUGCCUUUUUCAGAGAAAAAGAAAAUUUUACAAAAGGAUCACACUAGUAUUUUCUUCAAGCAGAGUUGGAGUGCCUUCAUUCAAGUAUGACCACUUUUAACACACUCUUCUGAGUGGGUUCCUCAGAGCCCUGCUGCCCUGGCGUAGGAGAGAAGACAUUUGAAGACUGUGUUGCUAAUGUUGAAAGGUGAACAUGAACAGUUCAAGUGAAGCACAAGGAUUAAGUUGGAAAAGCUGUAAAUUGCAUGUGCAUAUUUGUCUAUUUUUUCUAUAAGUUUUAUUGCAAGAGGUAAAAAAAAGAAUAUAUAUCUAUAUUAUUUGGAUAAUCUCAGUACCUUUUCUGGCGUUUGCCCUGUGUAAGUUGACUUGGCAAUUCAGCCUUUUUAGAGGCAUUAACUACUCGUAAGUGUUGCAUUUACAUGGCUGUUUAGAAAACUGCUGCCCAAAUUUAUUUUAUAUUUUUGUACAGAUUCUGCAGUUUAUGAUAUUGUUUUUCUAAAAACAAAUGCUGUUUAUACAUAUGAAAUAGCUAUUUUGAUAGGAUUUGCUCACAUAGUUCCUGCAACCGUGAGAUGUACAAGUUGCACUUGUACUUUUAUAGGACUUGUAAUGUUUUAUAUGUGUAUGGUGCAAGAGAGAAUCGGAUCACGUCAAUCUGCAGUUGAUGUCCCCAGUGCAAAUACACACAGCGCUUAAUAAAGGGCCAGGUGAUCUGACACCCAAAUUUCACAAGCACCAGCUCCUGGCAUGGUCACCCGCCAGCACUGUGACUUCCAAAGCCAGAGCCUGUCUGCUCAGCAAACUUGCAUUAAGCAGUUGGGGUGCAGGGGGGUUGGUUGAUAUGACUCUCUUGAGCAGAGGCUGCAUCAUCUUAUUUAAGAGUGGACUCAGCAGGGUGUGGUGGCACACCCCUGUAAUUCCAGCAGUUGGGAGGCAGGGGCAGGUGGAUUUUUUAUGAGUUCCAGUCCAGCCAGAACUAACUAUACAGUGAGAACCCUGUCUCAAGGGGGUGGGGGGCAGAGCAGGGGGAUUAAAAACAAAAACAAACAAACAAAACUGCAUUUAUGCCAAGUUGCUGUUUUAAUUGCUUUUAUUUUAAUUUUUUAAAACAAAAACCCCGGUCUUUCCCCUUUGGCAUAGCUUUUAUGAUGAGACCACAGUUUUACACAACAAAAUUUUACAACAAGCAACUGACCUCUUGAUGGAGGUGAACUCUACUUGAGUACUUAGGGCUCAUGAAGAAGAAAGUCUUCCCAGAAGGCAUCCAUCAUGCUGAGCUGCCUCUCCUAGUGUCCUUUCCCUGGGGCUUUUGUUCCCUCUGUUGCUAAGAGCUGCAAAUGGCAUCUUUCUGAUCAGCACAGUGAGCUAGCUCUGCGCACCUCUGCCAGCCCAGCCAGGACGCGCCCUCCUGACAUCUGUGACUAGAGCCGUAGUCCACUGCCUUAUGUCAUGGUGUCCAAUCUGGUUGCUUUCCUUAAUUAACUGCUAAUUUAACUACACUUUACAAAGCUGUUAUUCCCAAAUACAUAGACAGGAAUUUCUAUGCAUGUUUCUGCCCCACCCCACCCCUGUGUGCUGGUCCCUUAAGCAGCUCUUUAUUUAGCGAUCCCACACACGCGUGCACCGUGACAUGCAAUCGUUUGUUUUAGUGUAUCAUGCCUGUUGCUGAAACCGCCUUUCUGCUUCACGGCUCUUUCUUGCAGUGGUACUUGAGCUGUUGAGUGCAGGUUACAACCUAUAUCGUUAUGCAGAUAGAUGGCUUCUUUAGAAAUAACUUUUAUAUUUAUUUAAAAAAACUUAAAUUAUGGGAUUUUUGUUUUUGUUUUUGUUGUCUUUGUUGGUCAUUUGUCAAUAUACAGUCACCAACCAAUUCUGCUCACUUCUUGCCAUGGAUAAAAUGGGUCUUUCUGGCCAAUUAAAAAGAUAAAUUUUAUAAAUGGCACUUUAAACAAGCCAUAGAUAGUUUUAUUUUUAUAAUGCACGUGGCAAGCAGAUGUGCUUGUGGUGAAGGAACUGCUCAUCCAAGCAGGAGAUUUGUGCAUGGUGGGAUUCCUGUCUUCUUCCACUCUUGAGUCACCUUGCCGUCACCCAGGUGUGUCUGACAGGUCAGCUCUGGAGCAGUGAGAGGCUGAUGCAGCUGUGCUCCCACAGGCACCCUCCACGGGCCUCCCACCGACCGCCAUAGACCUGUUUCCUUUCAUAUAGGACCAGGGACCAUAUGUAAGGUGACGGUUGGGUUGUCGUACACGCUUCCGAGGGUCAGUGUGCCUGUCCAUUUUAAGAACUUUUCUUUUUUGUAGAGCGCAGGUCUGCCCAUGCUCUGUGUGUUUUAGAACUGGAGGGUCCUGUGAACUGGCCACAUGCUACACACAUCCGCAUACAUGUGCAUAUACAGUAGUGUUGAUUAUUCCCAGCAAAAGUGGCACAAAGCAGUUGAUUGCCAUUGUCAAAAACUGAUUUACAGUAACUUAGAACAACUGUACUUUUGUUGGAUUAGCAAAUCGUGUGUUUAAACAAUCCCAUAUGUUGGGCGACAGUUCAAAUAAGCACAGAGAAGCAUUGCCCAAACUUGGUUCUCUUAACUCCAGUGCAUUUGAAGGCUGGGCUUCAAAAUCAAAACACCCACCCCAGCUCCAGCAGGCAAAGUGCUAAGUCCUCAAAAUGCUAAGUCCUGAAGCAGCCAUGGGAAGCUAACGGCCCGUUUCAGGAAGAGCAAGCCCACCCUGAGUUAGGACUGCCUUUGUGUCCUGUUUAUAGUAAGGAUGUCCCGACAGGGAAGACUUGGAGCCAGAGCGAGGUCUCCCAGCCCCAGGCUGAGUGGCGGAGUGGCUUCCAGAGGUUUCCUGGAGCAGUGGCUCACCUUCACUAAAGCAGUCCUGUGGCAUGCGAGCCAGGCAUUCAGCCCGGGUGCCUGGGCCUGAAGAGCUUGGUGACAAUGACGUGCAAUGACGUGACAAGGUGCGAGCAGAAUCCUGAGAGAGUUAAAGGGAUGGUUUUCCCCGUAAGUUAUUUAUUCUUUCUUUUUUUUUCCUGUGUAAAUAUAUUUAUUUUACCGUGGCGCUCUAAUAACAUCCUGGUGGUAUGGUGCAGAAUGUACUGUAGGAAUGUAUUUCUUGUAGGAACGUAGGUCUCUGUGUAUUAAAAGGGAGCGCCAAGCCAGCCCCCACCUGUCUCUUCAUCAGAUACACAGUCCACAUUCAUUUUUAACUCUCAUCUCCAAUAUGGGUCUAUUUAAAAUAUGCAAAAAGGUGUGGAUGAGGAAUGUUUUAAUACCUCCAAAUUUUUAAGAAAAUCAAGCAUAAAGGAAUUGAUAAUUUUUUAAAGUUUUCUUAGUAGCACUUUCUCUUGAUUGCGGAAGGGCAACACACAGGCACCCACCUUCAUAGCAAAGGGUGAGAAAUGGCCACAGCCUCCUAUACCGCUCCAGUGUCUUUAGCAACCGAGCCUCCUCUCGCCAUAGCCCAACCAUCCUGAGGCCAAUCAAGGAAAAUUUCUUAACGACGUAAGCUCCAAAGAGCCAAAGUAUCAACUUCCGGAUCAUUUUUAAAGCCUAAAUUUCCUACCACCUUUGCAGUAAACAAUGAAUUCUGAGCACUGCAAGGGCAGCCUUCUUACACGAGACACAAAGACUGCCUGUGCAGUGCCCGCUCCUCUGCUCUGUGAAUUGUCUUAAUUGUGAAACCUUGCUCUUACAAAUUGAACCUUUUUACAUUUCUGAAAAUAGCAGAAAGAGCAUAUUUGACUUGUCCUAUCUGUAAGUGGUUGGUUCUUGUUGCCACCCGGCUGGCCAGCACCUGGGUGCCAGCAGGGUGUGUGUCCGUCCGUCCGUCCGUCUGUCCGUCCGCCCGCCCUCCUGCGGCUGUCUCCAGUGCUUCCAAGGAUGACUCUACACGGCUCUUGGCCAGGAUCAAACGCUCUUGCAGACAAAGCCAGGAUAGAUUGUGAACUUUGGGGAAUUUGGAAGAGAAGAGUAGUCCAUAUAUACAGCUAAAGUGUUGCAAAUGUACACAGGGACGUGUUGGCACGUGGAUUUUGAGGAAGGAGGUGUGACCUUUCCCCACAGACCCGAGAGCUGUGCCUUUUCUAUGCAAUAUUACAGACGUCACAUCAGAACCCAGAGGGCUGUGUUCAAUGUAGAUUCAUUCAGGCUGUAUUCUAAACAAUGGGACAGAUUCAAUGUACAUGGGAAUGAGCAGUCUUUUGUAGUUUUAUAUUAUACAAUAAACAGUUAAAAGAUGAAA